GGCCUACCGUACUAGAACAAUCGAUUGUAUAUAUAAAUAUCGAAAAGAUCCCAUCACUUAGCAACAAUGUCACAUAACACACAUCAUUAUAUUUAUUGUUUUUAAGAUACUAUAACAGACAGCUAGUUGCAAGCUGUCUUUUCUAUACCAUCAAGAUACAAUCCCCAUAUUUUCCCCCUCUCAACGUGUUACAUUCUUUCUUCAUUUAGAUAAUCAAUUCAAUUUGUCAGGUAUCCAUCAGUAUGGCGGGAAUUCAAGUGGAAGACGUUAGCUACCGGCAGACAAACGGUUCCAUCGAUAUACCGCACUUUUCACUCAAUGUGUGAUAUCAUAAUUAUAAUUCAUUAUUACGGUUUUGGAAACUGGUUAGCGAAGAAUAUUUGAUAUUUUGAGAUGAAAUUGUUGAAUUUUCGAGAUAAUAUUAUAAUUACGUCACAGUAAAUGUAAGAUGAGUGAUAAGAAGAAAGUGGUUAUGCAUCGGUCAUCUCAGAAACAUUCUGAAGGAAAAUUCACCAGAAAUGGAUCUUUCCGAAACUCACAAAAAUCAUCGGGAAUGAAAAGUACAAUGCGGGAAACAAAACAGAGGGGUGAUCGGUUGGGGAAAACAGCCAACGAAACAACUGACAUGAGAAGUAGCGCCAUGUCCUUCGCAGAAACGAUGGCGAAGCUGGCAGCACAACAGAAAGAAAAGUCAAAAGGAAAGAGAAAGAAGAGUAAAUGAUGACGUAAUUGAAAAAUAGUAAAUGAUGACGU
Anneissia japonica is the source of this 753-nucleotide messenger RNA. RefSeq names its product syntaxin-binding protein 6-like. Lineage: Eukaryota; Metazoa; Echinodermata; Crinoidea; Comatulida; Comatulidae. The record is from RefSeq and is a predicted model, not a curated record. The coding region runs from base 449 to 721 and encodes 90 amino acids. The transcript is spliced from 3 exons.